CCUGAAGGUUUCGAUGAGGGAAACAGAGGAGAAGAAGGGCAUGGAAGAAAGUCUGAUACCGAAACAAAGAGAGGAGUCGUCGUCCUCGUCCUCGUCUCUAACGUGGGAGGUGUUCUUUGAAGAAGUGAAGAGAUUGGGCUGGAUAGCUGCACCAAUGGUUGCUGUGAAUCUGUCGCUGCUCCUGUUGCAAGUUAUUUCAAUGAUGAUGGCCGGUCAUCUCGGUGAACUUUCUCUCUCAAGCGCCGCCUUAGCCGUCUCCCUUUCUGGUGUCACCGGCUUCAGCGUCCUUUUAGGGAUGGCAAGUGCAUUGGAAACUCUUUGUGGGCAAGCUUAUGGAGCUCAGCAGUAUCACAAACUUGGAACUCAGACUUACACUGCUAUAUUCUGCCUAAUUUUAGUUUGUCUUCCAAUCUCUCUGAUAUGGAUAAACAUGGGAAAGAUACUUGUAUUAAUCGGCCAAGACCCCGAAAUUUCUCACGAAGCUGGUAGAUUUACAUUAUGGCUUGUUCCUGGACUCUUUGCUUACGCAAUUGUUCAACCCCUGAUUCGAUUCUUUCAGAUGCAGAGUUUGAUCUUUCCCAUGUUUAUAAUCUCUAUGACAACUCUGUGUCUCCACAUACCACUCUGUUGGGUUUUAGUAUUUAUGUCAAGACUUGAGAACCUUGGAGCAGCAUUUGCACUCAGUAUUUCUAUGUGGUUAAAUGCGAUUUUCCUUGGGUUAUACAUGAAGUUCUCUACCGCCUGUGCAAAAACCCGUGUGCCAAUUUCUAUGGAGUUGUUCCGGGGGAUUGGAGAAUUUUUCCGCUUUGCCAUUCCUUCUGCAGUAAUGAUAUGCCUCGAAUGGUGGUCAUAUGAGUUGCUUGUUUUGCUGUCUGGGCUUUUGCCUAAUCCACAGCUUGAGACUUCAGUCCUCUCUGUAUGUCUCCAAACAAUUGCGACACUCUCUAUGAUACCAUAUGGAGUUGGUGCAGCAGCAAGCACUAGAAUCUCAAAUGAAUUAGGAGCAGGGAACCCAGAAUCUGCACGUAUAGUUGUCUACGCUCUGAUGUUUCUUACAGUAAUAGAAACAACUACAGUAAGUUCAAUAAUCUUUGCGAGCCGGCACUUUUUUGGUUACGCAUUCAGCAAUGAGAAGGAAGUUGUGGAUUAUGUCAGUGUCAUGUCUCCCUUGAUCUGUAUUUCCAUUAUACUGGAUUCCUUACAAGCAGUACUUUCAGGUGUUGCCAGAGGAUGCGGAUGGCAGCAUAUAGGAGCUUAUGUCAACCUAGCGGCAUACUAUCUUUGCGGUAUACCUUGUGCCGCAAUGUUGGGUUUCUGGGCACACUUGGGAGGGAAGGGACUUUGGUUGGGAAUACAAGCCGGUGCUUUUACACAGACAGUCCUCCUCUUUAUUGUAACAGGUUGCACAAAUUGGGAAAACCUUGCUUUUAGACAAGGACAAAAAGCUAAGCUGGCUACAAAACACAAAGCUGAACUGUUGGGCUGAAUUGUUAAUUGUACAAUAAGGCCACGUGCUCCCUACAUCAACUACCCCUCCCUAAGAAGAACUCGACUCCGGCGAGUUCAACUGAAGAAAUUGAUCCAGUAGGGCAGGAUAAAAAUGACGAAGAUGAUUCUCGGAGAGCCACACGCCGUCUGAAAUAGGCCUAUUACGAAACAAUACCAGGUAACGCCAGUACCCUCCACGACGAGUAGUGACAUGGUCACGUUUCACAAUCAGGUGAGGGGUUUCAUUAGAGGUGUUUGGGAGGGAAGCUAGCGGAAGGUUCGCACUAGGGGAACCAAGAAGAUCGUGAACUGGGACUGUAGGAUGCUGAGCAGACUGAUGUGAAGAGUCCUCAUGGCAAGCGGUCAGGUCGGCCACAUUAAAAAUAGGACUGAAACGAUAUUCCGGAGGCAAAUUCACGAGAUAUGCAUUAGAACCCAACCUCUUAAGAAUGGAAAAGGGAUCAGCUCGGCGGGAAUGUAACUUGUGGAUGGAACCUGGAGGAAAACGCCCAGGA
Messenger RNA from Tripterygium wilfordii, 2003 nucleotides. RefSeq names its product protein DETOXIFICATION 12-like. Gene Ontology annotation, cellular component: membrane. Gene Ontology annotation, biological process: xenobiotic detoxification by transmembrane export across the plasma membrane. NCBI's taxonomy places the organism in Eukaryota, Viridiplantae, Streptophyta, Magnoliopsida, Celastrales, Celastraceae. Gene Ontology annotation, molecular function: xenobiotic transmembrane transporter activity; antiporter activity. The transcript has 7 exons. Bases 14 to 1486 code for a protein of 490 amino acids. The record is from RefSeq and is a predicted model, not a curated record.